Sphenostylis stenocarpa is the source of this 531-nucleotide messenger RNA. The record is from the annotation of a GenBank genome assembly. Lineage: Eukaryota; Viridiplantae; Streptophyta; Magnoliopsida; Fabales; Fabaceae.
AUGCGAGCCAAAUCGGAGCCCGCGGCCCCGCCUCCAUCCUCUUCCAGCGGUGGCGUCUCCUCCGUCGCGACGCUGGAUCCGAUCUUCCACCUCCUCCGCGUGCUCCCCUUCAGCUUCCUCCGCCCCCCGCGGCUCCGCCUGAAACUCCCCUCCCUGACCCUCCCCUCCCCCAACGCCGUCUUCGCUCUAGUCCUCCUCACCUACUUCAUGGUUGUCUCCGGCAUCGUGUACGACAUCAUCGUGGAGCCUCCCGGCAUUGGAUCCUUGCAGGACCCUUACACCGGCGCCGUGCGCCCGGUCGUCUUCAUGUCCGGCCGCGUCAACGGGCAGUACAUAAUCGAAGGCCUCUCCUCCGGCUUCAUGUUCAUUGUUGGCGGAAUUGGCAUCAUUCUCCUCGAUCUCGCGCUCGAUCGUAACCGCGCCAAGUCCGUCAAGGUCUCCUACGCCUCCGCCGGCGUCUCCUCCGUCGUCAUAGCAUACGUUAUGAGUAUGCUGUUCAUCCGCAUCAAGAUCCCUGCCUAUCUCAGAUGA